GAUUGCUUGUGCGUGCCCGUUGCCAAGGUAUGCAGCAGUUUCAGUAGUCGCCGCCGGUUCGGCCGAGUCUCAGAACGCCUCUCCCCCGUCCCCCUUGUUGUAAAGCGGGUAGGAAAUGGUCGGAGUCACAAAGCUUCCCCGCGUUGCGCUCGGUCUCGCGCUGCAAGACGCAUGGGGCUUGUCGGACGGUCUGGCUACAACUCCGCUAAUGGGAUGGCGCAGUUGGAAUGCCUACUCGGGAGACGUAGACCAGGCGGUGAUGGAGAAAAGCAUAACCGCGAUUGCCGCGGAAUUCGCGGCAUCGGGGUACCGGGAUGUCGGCCUUGACGAUAAUUGGCAACUGUGCGGCGCCGGCGCGCACGGGACUUUUCACGACGAAGCCGGGCGACCCCUCGUUAACGCGUCGCGCUUCACGGACCUAAAGGCGCUAACUCGGCUCGCACACCAGAACAACCUGACCGCGGGCUGGUACGCAAACAACUGCAUCUGCUCCGAGAACAACUUACCCGCGGACGUAGCGCUUCGGAAUCUGCAGGGCGACGUGCGUGCGCUCGUUGAGUACGAGUUCGAUGGCAUCAAACUCGAUGGCUGCGGGCAGAACACCAACCUGUCCACCUGGUUGUCGGAGAUUCGCAAGACCGGACGAAAGAUCGUCGUGGAGAACUGCCACUGGGGAAACGAUCUGCGAUUCGGGCAACAGUGUCCGUACCAUUUCGCCCGAACCAGUGGCGAUAUCGGUCCGUACUGGCGCGCGAUGUUUUUGAACCUGCAGAGCGUCGCGAGAGCGCCGGAAGGCGAACCCGGGUGCUGGAAUUACCCCGAUAUGCUGGAGGUAGGUAAUUUCGCGGGCACCGCCGCCGUGGAACAGGACCGCUUUGACCGGACGCACUUCGCGGCGUGGUGCGUUACAUCGAGUCCGUUGGUGCUUUCGUUUGAUCUCCGGGACCGUGCGAAAGUGCAACGGGUCGGCGGAAUCGUUCGGAACGAGCUUGCCAUUGCAGUGAAUCAAUUGUACAGUGGCGACGCGGGAAGGCUGAUUUAUUCCUGGGAGCCGCUUCCUAACACGCUCUUUCUCUGGAGCGUCCCGUGCGAUCCCUUUGCGUCGGAGCAAGCCGGCUGGCGGCUGGAUGGCGCGCAGCGACCGCGGUGGCGGCCCGACCCCGAGUCCGACCAGGACUUCUGUCUCCGGGCACAGCAAGGAACGGAUCCGAAGCUUGCAAUACUGGUUCCCUGUGGUGAUCACGGCGUGUCGGACUUUGUGCUUGAUGCGGAGACCGGGUAUUUUCGUUCUGUGUCGGUCUCGUCGGCUUGUUUGCGCCCGUCGGAGGGCGGUUUCGAAAUCGGGGGCGAUUGCCAAGCGGCCCGGCAGUUUUUCGUGUCGCCGGGCACGGGUCGACUGUUGCAGCGAGUUGGGCCGGCGAUGGAAAACGAGCGGUGUGUUGCCGUCAAGGUGCAGGCCCCCUCGUCAGCAAACACGUUGCAGCUCUGGGCAAAGCAGCUACCCGUAAGAAACGAUGCGAACAAGAACGCAUCGUCCGCGGGACAUGGCAGGACCUCUCCAACAUACGAUCGAAGCCUAUCGCAUUCGCACCAUAUGAGCGUCUUGGAAUCGCUUUUCGGAAAAGAUUCACUCAAAGCUUCAGAAGAAGAUACUAUAUUGGGGCGCCAGGCAGUUUUACUCAUCAACGCCGACCAGCGGGGUGCGCAUCCAUUCACUUUCGGCCCGGCUGUGCUGCAGCGACUCUUCGGUGCUGUAGCAGUCCCCGGAACGCGUUUUGCGGUUUUCGACGUGUGGAACAAGAAAUUUUUGACACAAGCGGACUCUGCUCCGCCGAGCGUCAGCGUCCCGAUCGGCGGAUCCACUAGGCCAUUGCGUACUAUCGAACAGGAUUAUGUGGUCCAGAUUCCGCCACGCGGAAGCACGUUCUUAAUCCUCCAAGCAAUGCGUGGUCGCGGCGACGGUGCGCUGCGUCUCGCGGAAAAUGAAUUUCCGGCAGAAGAUGCAGAAGUUUUCACAUGAUUUGGCUACUUGCUGUAUACACUUCCUCUUAAUUAUAUCACCCACGUUGAUUUUCACGCUGCUCACAAGAAGGGACGCCAUGUGUACCGUGACACAUCGACUUGAUGUGUGUUCCGGCACUAUCCGAGGUUGUAGAGA
Messenger RNA from Amoebophrya sp. A120, 2158 nucleotides. Lineage: Eukaryota; Dinophyceae; Syndiniales; Amoebophryaceae. The record is from the annotation of a GenBank genome assembly.